Molecule: messenger RNA, 1623 nt
Organism: Astrephomene gubernaculifera
Lineage: Eukaryota; Viridiplantae; Chlorophyta; Chlorophyceae; Chlamydomonadales; Astrephomenaceae
Source: the annotation of a GenBank genome assembly
GCUGGGGCUCAGCGGGUAGCGGAGGAGGAGGCAGCGGUGACAGCAGCAGUAGCGGUGACAGUGGUGAGGGUGUGGGUGCGGGUGAGCUGCCCCGGCCCCGGGACAUACCGCCCAGCUGCGCCAGGGUGUGCAGCGAACCCACAGCGGAGGAGCAGGACGCGUCCGAGUCCCGGCUCCGGUCCGCCUUCCCGCUGCUUGCGCUUCGGCGGGGAGAUGCGGCGGUGGUGCGGCACCGGCGCUGCGUGGCGUGUGUGGUGGUGAGCAGGCGGCUGGAGGAGCAGCCGCCGCAGGACGAGGCGACCCGCGCUCGCACCCUGCGGCUGCCCGGCAACGGAGCCGAGCAGGCGCCCGGAGAGCAAGGUGCGGUGCGCGACCCACCUGCGUCCCAUGCACCCACCACCCCCUGUGCAGGGGGUGGGGCACAUGGGAAGUACCCCCACCCCCAGUGUGCUGUGUCCCAUGCACCCCAUCCCCUGUGUCCCAUGUACCCUACCUCCCCUGCGUCCCAUGCAUGCAUGCAUGCAUGCACAGCAACAGGGCGCUUAUGAUUGGAGCCCUACUCCGCAUGGGCUAGGUUCAUGGGUCAUCACGUGCGCCCUCCCUUGUGUUCCACUGGCCACCUUUUCAUCCUCCAUCUCCUUCUCUGACCCUCUCCCUCCCUCCUCUCCCCGCGCCCUCUCUCCCUCUCCCCCGUCCCUUUCCUCCUUUCCCUCCUCUUCCCUCUUCCCUCUCCCUCUUCCCUCUCUCUCGUCCCUCUUCCCGCUCCCUCGGCCGGGUUAGCGCAGACGCUGCUGCGCAGACUCACGUGCUGGCUCAGGUGGUGUGCGCCCUCAAAGUCUUCCGCGACGGCUCCCUGAUGUGCACCAGCGUGCGAGCCGUGACGCCGCAUGACGCGCAGCACGGCGUGCCCAGUAACGCAGUCAUCCUGCAGAUGAGCGCAGUUCCGGAGGAACCGGCUGCUGCUGCUGCCGGCCCUGCUGCCGGCCCUACUGCUACGGGCCCUGCUUCUCAUGGGCAGGGGCGGCAUGAGGAGACUGCGGGGGCUGAGUCGCAAAGUCAACAAGAAGAGCAGCAGCAACAGCAACCGCAGCAGCAGCAGCAACGAGGCAGUGGUACGGCAGCAAGUGAUUUCGGUUUGGUUGUCGUACGGGGUGGUGCUAGCGGCGAGGUGUCGUACGUUUUCGAGGCCAUGACGGCGCUGUUCGGACCCGAAUUGUACGACAUGACGUCUCGCUGCUUGGCUCAUUUGCUAGCGGCGCCGGCGGAGGCAUUGUCCGGCGGCUGCGAUGGUCACCUCGUCUGCCCGUUAGAGCUGCCGCACGGCGGUUAUGGAAGGGGUGGAGUGUACGGCAGUGGCAGUGGUGGUAGUUGUCCGGCGCAUUUGCAUCGAGCCGUAAUGCAGCGGCGAAGGCAAAGGCAGCGGCGGGGGCGGGUGACCCGUGGGUCGGCUGAAGAGCAGCCGCCGGAAUGCGGCGUGAUAGGUGUCGUACCAGAGCGGAUUGAGGAACUAGCGGCAGCUAGAGCUAGUUUAGGUAGCAGUGAAGAUGUUAGGCGUACCAGCAGCAGUGGUAACAGCAGCAUCAGCGGUAACAGUGACGGGAUUCCGGGGGUUGGCAAUGUGGC